GAUGAUAGAUAAAAAAAGCUAUAAAAACCGAACGAUAUCAGAACUUGUAUAUAAACCCACGAACAACUGAACUGAAUGUUGAAUUAUCAGAACAGUUACUAAUUAUUUGUGUCAACAAACUUUCUUUGGAAUCAAACUGAGUAAAAAUAUUUUACAAUGAACGCUGCAUUAACGACAUCAAUUGUUUUACUACUGGUGACUUGGGGUCAGUGUUGUUCACAUGGAGGCAAAAAUCAAAAAGAGACAACAGGACGUGUAGAUGAUCGUGCUUUGUCUAGCACCGUCGUACUGAUUCUCAAAGAAGUUGGAUGGCCUAUAGAUACAACUUACGCGGACGAAAGAGAAUAUUACGGAUCUAUUGUCCACCCGAAAGCAGUUCUCGUAUUAUCACAUCCGGAAUUGUAUUCAGCACCCAAGCAACAUACAGUUAUUGGAGGCUGUCCUCAAGUAUUGAAUAUCGACAAUAAUUCAAAUUUGGAAGAUUGCCAACGGAAGUUAAUUUCAAGAAUAGCUCCGAUCCGUCCUACUGGAUCACAGACAAUGAUCUUGAUUCUCAAAGAAAAAUUCACAAUGAAUGAUAAAGUUAAUGUUAUUAGUUUGGCCACAAGUGCAAAGGGAUUAAAUUUCAAAAAUUGUUACGCUUUUGCCACGACAUAUUUAUUCAAUGACCAAGAUGCCCAUCUCGAUUAUAACGCUUUAUUAAUGGCCGUUUACAGAGUAAACCACACUGAGGACACAGUUCUUAUCUAUAAAAAUGAAGACGCUGAUUUCGUUCACGUCCAUGGUGGUAAUUCGGGCUAUAAACAUUCAGCAAUAAGAGUGCGGAACAUCAGAUCAUCUCCGAUAGUGUGUGAACGCACUGAUGCAGCCAACAACAAAGGACUUAUUUCUGUUUCACAAAUUGGAUUCCUCAAUAUCGAUAUGACAAUUGUCGACGCAAAAGAUGAAUUAAAUGUUGAACUAGAAGAAUCAUCUAAAAAAAUAUAUUCCGACGUGCCUAUAAUCAAUGCGGUUGUUAGUCGACUCAAAUAAACUGCACUUAAAAAAAAAAAAAAAACGAUGUUAGUAAUCCACGCAGUUUCUGGGUAUUAUAUUUAACUCUGAAUGCGGUAUUACUAUAGCAUUGAUGGUGUCAAUUUUCGUUCAUGUCUUAAUCGAUGUUUAAAAUGAAUUUCAUUAAUGCAAAUUUAGUAUGAUUCUAACCGAUUAAAAAAUACAAUAUAUUAAUCAAAAUAUGGCCAUACCAAAGAAUAACAACGAGACACCAGAGUAAGUCGAUAUUAAUACCGUUUUUUUAAACAGUGCAGUAGAAGAAAUUUUUUAAACUUAUCGAAUUAACCGUUCAUUUCAUACUACAUCGAUACAUUUAUGUUAAUAUAUACAUUUAUAUGUUAAAUAUAUUCAAAAAAUAAAAAAAAUAUACUGAUAUA
This is a messenger RNA of Microplitis demolitor, 1430 nucleotides long. RefSeq lists its product as uncharacterized. NCBI's taxonomy places the organism in Eukaryota, Metazoa, Arthropoda, Insecta, Hymenoptera, Braconidae. Bases 157 to 1032 code for a protein of 291 amino acids. The record is from RefSeq and is a predicted model, not a curated record. The transcript has 6 exons.